Molecule: messenger RNA, 1004 nt
Organism: Closterium sp. NIES-67
Lineage: Eukaryota; Viridiplantae; Streptophyta; Zygnematophyceae; Desmidiales; Closteriaceae
Source: the annotation of a GenBank genome assembly
CCGUACACCUCACGCUCACGCAAUACCCGCUUCUUAGUUCCUUCUCGUCCCAAGUCUGCAUUUCUCUCCUCGUCACCCCAAGUCACGAGUAGUCCGUUGUGGGUGGCGGAACCACUCCAACACCAUGAUGCCUAGAAGUCCCUAAUUCAGAAAAGCAAUGAGUUCUGAUCCGAAUUCUGUUUCCAAACUGCACAGGUUCCGCUCUGCCACAGGGGCGUCUGUCUCUGGAUUACAAAGGCUUGACGGAAUCCGCGUUGCACGUUGGGAGCCUGUCUUGGCAGUCACACUCGGACCCUGAGGCAGGCGCGGGUGCAAGUUCACAUCUCAGAGAACCCUCGCGUCAGCUCGCAUAUGAAAUAUUUGUUGGCCGACUGGUGGCCAACCUGAGACCCUGGAAAUUCGGGUGGGGCGCAGGGGGGAGAGAUAUUGGCGCAAGAGGCAUCUUCAGCUUCACCUUCUACAAGUUGUCAAACGGUUCCUACUCGUUCUACUUGUAUGUAAAUCUGAAGAACCUGCAGUCCAACGGUGGAGUGACACCUCACCUGAACAUACACAAGGGUUCGGACCAAACCAAACCAACAGCAGCCAACAUCUACAUUCCACUCGUAGGCGUUCCCCUACCUAACGCCACUCGUCCUGGGCCCAUCAAUUUCCUGCGGCGCUACAGCUACUUGUUGACUAUUGCCCUAGCCAUUCCAGCAGCAGAUUAUGCUGCCAAGAUCAAACCAAUGAUGAAGAAGCCGGCAAACUACUUUGUUCGUGUCUUCAUGCCAAGCGGCAGGCAGCUCAUGAGGGCUCAGUUCAGGAAAGCGUACUUUGCAUAGCUAAGACCUGGCCAGCUGGCUCUGAAUGGUUCUCCACAAGAGGAAACGUAGCCAUUCUACCUUCUGCUAUUCCAUUGGUGGCUGAUGGGUUGUGGUGCUAUAGGCAAAAUGUUGUAACCUGUUAGAGCUCUGAUGUACAGUUCACUAGUUUCCAUUCGGCAUUCAGAUGAAUUUGACCUU